Molecule: messenger RNA, 2946 nt
Organism: Talaromyces amestolkiae
Lineage: Eukaryota; Fungi; Ascomycota; Eurotiomycetes; Eurotiales; Trichocomaceae
Exons: 4
Coding region: 1-2946 (981 amino acids)
Source: RefSeq, a predicted model, not a curated record
AUGCUCGUUCCUCUUUCCAAGAUUCGUCAGAUACGUGACGAAGAGCCCAUUUUACAAGAAUGGAACAGCCACCUUGAUGAUUGUGGUAGAGGUUUGAAUGGUUGGAAUCUCUGCUUGACCUGUUAUGUGGCCGUUCUUCAGGAAUCGUUCCCGAAGUUCUCGGCUAAGAAUCACAUCAACGUGACCUUUUGCCAGCACUAUCCUAAAGUUCUUGAAGACCUCACUUUGACUGAAGAAUACCUCAUUGCCAGAUGUCAUCCCAUUGGCGUAGUUCUGAAACUACGAUCCGCAGGUCGAUCUUCUCCCCUUCAUUACGAUGCCGUUCGGGGACAUUUCAUCGUUAUACCUCAAGAUCCAGGCCCGCUGCUUUCCAUCCUGCCCAGUCCUGAGCUUGUACUUCAUAAUCUGAUCAAGGUAUUCUGGAUAGGACAUCGGCCACCAACACAAAAUGAUCUAAAGCCAUUCCUAAUUGUUCGCAAACACGCAGUUCUUGCAGCUUUACAAUAUCUGGUUGAGCAUAACCAUCUCUAUACUGACGUGACAAUCAAUCACUCAAUCACUGACGAGUGGCCCGACGACUUCAUUCCCCCGGAACUGCAAGAUUCUGUGAUUCUUCUUGAUAGCGAUGACCACCAUGAACGAGAAGGAUAUACUGUACACUUACAGGACGGUAAUUAUGAAAAUGACUGGCAAGCGGCCGAGAAUGGCUUCUCUACUCAAGAUGCUGUUCCCUUCCUAACUACAGCAUCCGUUGCCACGGACAUCAAUGGGGAGCGACAGAAUCCAGAGGCCCGCAUAUUGCAUACUCUAUAUAAUUUGGUUACGAACGCAGUACCAGACGCUAAUCGAAGUCCGCCUCAGGAACUAGGAUCUGAUCUUACGGAGACUGAGGAUACAAGAACACCUGUAAUAUCCUACCAAAUCCAGGGAAAAGCCACGCUACUGAACCACUGGAAAGAUCCACAUUACUUCACUGCCGCCUUUCCUACACUCUUUCCCAAAGGAAGUGGUGGCCAUUUAGAUGAACGCAAUGUACCAGUCAGCAUAGCAGCUUUCGCUAACUGGGCGCUUCGCCAUCAUAGUAGGAGAUUCGCUCGUCAUCGGACUUUCAUGUAUCUACUGUAUGAUGUUAUACAGCUUCGAAGAUCUUCUCUAGGGAAUGCUUUACUUUCCAGACGUUCAGAUUGGAACUCGAUAACGCGUGAUAUCAACACUGUAACUGUUACACAACUGGAGAAUGCUACCACGGCCCUCUCUGCUGGCCAGCCGGUAGACAACCCAGUUAUUCAGCGACUGCUUCGAAACGUAACCGCUAUUGGUGUAAAAGUCCCAGGGUCGUUCUUCCACAAACUCCAAUUGCGUGCGGAGCUUCGAGGUCUCAUAGUGCGGGAAGGCAUGGCUGCCUUUUGGCUCACAAUCAAUCCCUCUGACCUGCAAAAUCCUCUCGUUCUUACUCUCGCUGGUAUGGAUGUCUCCAACACUGCCAUGCCCACUGCAACCGCAGCUAUUCAUCAUGCUGUGGCGACAUCGAAUCCCGUCGCAGUAGCACAGUUCUUCCAUUAUACAUGCAAAGCAAUUCUAAACAAACUUCUUACUACCGAUUCUGAGAAUACUGGAAUCUUUGGUGACGUGUCCAAUUAUUUUGGUGUUGUAGAGACGAAUGGUCGUGGUAUGCUUCAUCUACAUACCUUGGUCUGGGUACGUGGAAAUCUGGAGUUUACGACACUACGUGAUCGACUGCUUGGGGACGCCAACUUUGCGGCCCGGAUGAUACGUUACCUUGAGACCGUCAUUGUGCAGAGUAUCAGUGAAGUUGAUGAACGAGAUCCUAAUGUCCUUCCCCCAAAGGACUUUCCCUCAACGAUCAACGGCGAAUCGGACUUCGAAUUUUAUGAUCGUUUGCUUCGUGAUAGCAAUAACGUCGCGCGUCAGAAACAACUUCAUUCAAAGAAUCAUUCUGCAACAUGUUUCAAAUACAAGCGAAACGGAUCCGACGAAGUCGAACAAGAUCCGACACGACCUGGAAAGGGACUUUCCUUACAACUUCGUCUUUCACUUCAUAUUCCUGAAAAGGAUAUCCAAUCCGACGAUGUUGAGCUACAGGAUAUACCUACUGUAGUCCGCUUUUUCGCUGAGGUUGGCAAAUCGGAUGCCUACCAACCGAAUGUUUUUGUUUAUGCUUGGGGUUCCUUCCUGACAACAUCUCUACCAGAUCAAGGCUUCCAUAUUCUCAUGCACGCCCAUGCGGUUGAUCGACAUCCCGGAAACCAAGAUGAUACCGAAUCAUACUUUAUGCACUGCCCUGAGGCAGCUCAACCAACGGUUACCUUUCUUGGAACGAUAAUGGAGCGCGGCGGCCAACUGAACGACGGCCCAGUACUACUACACUACAGACUUCAAACAACAGUCUAUGAUAACUCUGCUCGAGCGCCUCAAACCUUCCCAAUCACUGCAUACUUCAAAAAUGGAUCACGAUGGACAAAUUUCCCUGUUUUAACACCACAGACCCAAAUCUUCAUCACAGGCCGUAUUUUCGGAGUCACGAAAGAAAAUCAACAACUAGCCAUACUAACUGAGGAUAUACACUUUCUUCCAACCACCCCAAGUCCCAUACCACCCAGCCCCUCUUCAACAACUGGCAAACGAAAACGUCAUGAUCGCUGGGCAACACGAGCUUCACCAAGCACACCAUCAAAAUCUACUAGACACCAAAACGCCACCUCCGUUCCUGACUUCCAGGACGGGUCUAAAGUGGAUCUAUCAGGCCCUUCAAUGCCAAACAAUACAGAUACGACCGCCUUGGAGGACGAUAAUGAUACACUAGUCACAUGGCCGGACACCGAACUUGACCCUGACCCGACACAUCCUGAAGACUCUCCCUCUGAAAGACGUUCUCAAAGACGGCGAAAAACGUCCUAUGUAGACAUACUUUCUCAAUAUACCUGA